AUGGGGGUAUCACUCGACUCCAUGCCGCCAGAGAUUCUGGUGAACAUUUGCAAUUGCUUGUACGACGAUGACUGUGCUGGCAGCCUGGCAGCCUUUGCUCUGGCAAGCAAAAGGAACCACUCCAUGGCCAAGUACCCUCUGGCCCGCACCAUCAAGUUCAAACUGCGCCCGGAAACAACCAAAGGCAACAAUCCGCUGCCCAAGCUAGUUGAAAGGCACAUCGACAAGCUUCGCAGGAAUGGCACCUUCGCCUCGGUGCGGCGUCUUGUGAUAGACCGGAUUCCGCCCCGAAAGAAGCUGUUCCGACCCAAGCAAGAAUCGGAACGAGAGCAGUCCCUCCUGUCGUCUUUGGAAAUGCUCGGGGAAGACGAUAGCAAGCCGGAGAGCUACAUCACAUACCACUACGAUCACCUGUACGAUGACGAGCGGCUGAAGAGGCAUGAGCACAAUCGCGACCAACAUUACUGGGCGUCCUUAGCCCACCUCAUCACCCAGUUGCCUGGCCUGACGGAUCUUCUUUUUGCUGUUCGUCGCCAGUUCCCGCGUUGCAUGCUGCAAGCGGUGCACAGCACAACUCCUCAAUGCAGACUUCACCUGCGAUACUUUCGGCUCCACAGCGUUCUCGACGAACGUCUUGAUCCCUACGACAUUGAGCUAGCUAGCUCUCCGUGCCUGCACAGCAUUCAAUGCAGUUAUCCGGACUGGGAUGAAGAGCUAAGUGUUUACGAACGAGAGGAAGAAGACGGAGAGCCGUAA
Colletotrichum karsti is the source of this 756-nucleotide messenger RNA. RefSeq lists its product as uncharacterized. The transcript has a single exon. Bases 1 to 756 code for a protein of 251 amino acids. NCBI's taxonomy places the organism in Eukaryota, Fungi, Ascomycota, Sordariomycetes, Glomerellales, Glomerellaceae. The record is from RefSeq and is a predicted model, not a curated record.